AAUAAGGGAGAGGAAGAAGGUAGAAGGCAGAAGAAGAAGGGAGAGGAAGAAGAAGAAGAAGAGCAGGCAGAAGAAGAAGGUAGAAGAAGAAGGCAGAAGAAGAAGGUAGAAGAAGAAGAGCAGGCAGAAGAAGAAGAGCAGGCAGAAGAAGAAGGUAGAAGAACAAAGUAGAAGAAGAAGAGCAGGCAGAAGAAGAAGGUAGAAUAA
Messenger RNA from Nerophis lumbriciformis (worm pipefish), 207 nucleotides. Lineage: Eukaryota; Metazoa; Chordata; Actinopteri; Syngnathiformes; Syngnathidae. The record is from RefSeq and is a predicted model, not a curated record.